Molecule: messenger RNA, 643 nt
Organism: Amorphotheca resinae ATCC 22711
Lineage: Eukaryota; Fungi; Ascomycota; Leotiomycetes; Helotiales; Amorphothecaceae
Exons: 1
Coding region: 211-597 (128 amino acids)
Source: RefSeq, a predicted model, not a curated record
GAACUGGAGCCUGCAGUGCUGAGUCGGAAGAUAAGGAACGUAAUACGACAAGGCCGUGGAGAGGACUCUAGAGGAGGGCCAUCUGUCAGUAUGCGUAGUAAUCGAGGAUGAACGGGGGCGUGGCAAGAGUGCUGCAGUUGGGGCGCAUGGCCAAAGCCAAGGAGAAAAGUCCUGAAAGCAGGGAACAGGAAGUCCGGGAGGUGCGUGGUGAUGUGGAAAGAACCGGCUUACCAAACGAAAACUCAGACGGGGGUUGCAGAGCAGAGACAGAGAAAAGAACGGCCCUCGACGAGGCGGAGAAUUGUCGAAACGGAUCAAUGGAUCAGGAGAGGGAUAUGGGGGGGGAGAGGAAAAGAAGAGAGGAGGAGAGGAGGGAGGGAGGGAGGGAGAGGAGAGGAGAGAGCGCGAGGGCGUGGGAGUAGUGGGAGUAGUCGAGUGGCCGUGGUAGGUAAGGUGUGUGGUGCUCUGAAGAUUGGGGUGGAGGAGGGAGAGAGAGCGUGGUUCGUGGAUCACGGAUGGUGGGUUCGGCGGCGUGGAAGGGUGGAAGGGUGGUGGUGGUGGAGAUUCUGGAAUUUUAGAAUUUUGCGAGCGAGAUGAGGAUUAUUACAAUUUACCAUUUAUAAUUGAUCAUUUACAAAUUUAG